Messenger RNA from Racocetra fulgida, 1275 nucleotides. The record is from the annotation of a GenBank genome assembly. Lineage: Eukaryota; Fungi; Glomeromycota; Glomeromycetes; Diversisporales; Gigasporaceae.
AUGGCAGGAUCGAUCGGACAAGCAAAAGAUGCUAUAUUACAAGUUAUAGAGUGUUUAAUACACGAAGAAAUUCUCUCCGAAAGUGAUAUCACAUGUUUUUUUUAUAGUUCAGAAUGUACUGAAGUAAAAUUUAGUGAAAAUCCAAACAUGUUAUUGGCAAAUGGUGAGAUAAAAAAAUACUUUGAUGCUGUGACUGCUAACGGAGGUACAAGCUUCGCAAGUGUUUUCGGAAAAAUUAUUGAAAAUCUUAAUCUUAACCAGAUUAAUAAUGAUUUGGCUAUCAUAUUCUUCACUGAUGGAGUUGACGAAUCAACCUUAAAUAAUGAACUUAAAAAUAAGUUGAAAGAAGCUUUGUCAAACAUUCCAUUUGGAACUGAAGUUCAUAGCAUAGGUUUUACAGAAAGUCAUGAUGCUAAUCAAAAAAGUCAACCGGAUACGGAAUAUGAAUUUACAUCACUACACGUAAUGUCUGAUAGUGAUCCAAUUGCCAUUCAACUAAUAAUUCAAUUUAUCCAGGAAAAGAUCAUUAUAUUAUUGAAUGAAAUUCUCAUUUGUGAUGCUGGUGCAAGAGAUGAGAAAUGUCAACAAAUCUUGACCGACGUAGACUUAUAUGAUAAACGAUUAGAUGAACAUUUCGUUGGCAAGAUGGACUUAAAUAAAAUAGUCUGCGAACUUAGAAAACAUCGUAAUAUUAGGAAUGCAGACAUAAAAAAUGUAAUUACCUUUUAUGGUGUGGUUAGAAAGCCAGAUGACAAGAUCUGCUUGGUAAUGGAAUAUGCUGAAAACGGAAAUUUACAAGAUUAUUUGUUAAAAAAUCAAUGUGAAUGGGAACAAAAAGCAGAAUGGGCUAUUGAUAUUUCAAGAGGAUUAUUGGCAUGUCAUGAAUAUGGAAUUACGCAUUUAAAUAUGAAAGCUAAAAAUAUUUUCGUUGAUCAUAAUUUAACAUUGAAGAUUGCAGAUUUUGGCCUCAGUUAUAUGAGGCCUAGAUUAAAUUGCGAAUGUUGUGUUAAAGGAUCAAUUCCAUGGGCUUCACCUGAAUACAUUUCUGAUGAUCCAAAAAUGAAGGAAUACUAUAAGGAUCGUCCACAGCUUUCAGAAAUCAUAGAGUUUAAGCUUUCUAAAAAAAUUGACAAUUUAAUUGAAGAACUUAAAAGAGGAGAUGCACCGGAUGAAUUAAAAAAUGUAGUUCAAAAAUGUUGCAAUUACAAUCCCCUCAAUCGCAUAGCCUUGGAAGAAGUCGAACUUCUCCUUUCAAAAUUUAAUUCGGAUCAAUAG